AUCUGACAGACAGAUAGUGAUGUGGCUUGCGGACUGGGUUAUGUCAGUUUAUCUUUAAUUUCACCAACAUAAAAAUAUGGCAAAAUGAGUAAACUCUGCUGGCAUAUUUUAGCGUUUUCGUUAUUCUUAUAUAUAUGUUCUGCUCAAAUUUCUGACAAAAGAUUAUGUGUAGAUCCGGAAUGUAAUAGUCCUGUGUCUAAGGCGAAGACUUUGCGAAGAUAUUUCAGUCCAGAUAAGUACAGACUUUCUUUUGGACCUAAUGAAGAUGUCCUUAUCUUCAGUAAAUCAGCAGGUUCUGAUGAGAACCUUUGGGGAGCUGAAAUAAAAGGAAAAAGGGGAUACAUUCCUAAAAACCUUGUUAGAGAGAUUAAGUUGAUAUCAAAACCACUAUUACUUGUAGAUACAGAGAUAAAUAAUUCUCUAAAUAACCCACAAGUGCCUUUCAAGGAAGAAAUUUUGAACCCUAGUAAAGUGAAGCAAAACUUUGAAGUUAUUGAUGGGACCACUUUAUAUAUGGCUGCAGAAACUGCAGAUAUUGACAAACAAAAGCAUACAGAGGAAGAAACUAUACCCUCUAUGGGUGAUUCAAAGGUUAGAAAUGUUGAGAGUACAGUAGAUGUAAUUGGUUUAGCUGAAAAUAUAAGUAGAAGUGAAAAUUCUAAUGGAGUAGAAUCUAAGGCUGAACACAUAGAGACAAACAUUUUAGAAAAUAAUUCACAAAUAGAAAAUUUAAGCACUGAAACCAGUGAUAAUCCUACAGUUAAUGAGAAUAAUGGUGAAAAAAAUUCCCUAGAAGUUAAUUCUGGCAGCACAUUGGAAGAAGUAGAAGGAAAUAAUGGUUACUCUAAGAUCAGUGAGACUUUUACUACACAAGACAUAAAAAAUAGUGAAACUUAUGAGAUAACUGAUCAUGCCAGAGAUGAGAAAAUAGACUUAAAGACUUCAAUUUUCAAAGAAUUAAAUUCACCACAGGAUAAAAAAGCAUCUAAUGAAGAGUUCAAUCUUGAGGUAAAUAACAUCGAAGAAAAUUUGGUGAAAGAGAUUCAAACUCAGUCUGAUCAAAUUGAAACUAAUGAAACACUCAAUAUAUCCAACUUAGAAGAAAGUAAACUUGAAAUUACAGAAAAAUUACUUAUUGCUGAUGUAUCAAACAUUGAUCCUUCAGAUAAUUCCCAAGUAGAAAGAACUCGGACAGAAUCUGAAUUAGGAAUAAAUGAUCAUUCUAUUACUUCAUUUGAGAAUAACAAGAACUCACUUGACUUAGUUCAAGGUACUAUUUCUGAAAAUUCAACAACUGAGUCAAAUGAUGAUGUGAAUCCUACAACUUCAGACCCAGUGAAUAAUGAAAUUGUUCCUCAAGAUACUCAAUUUUUAUCUGAAUCAAUUACUCAAAAUAAAAUAGACAGUGAAGUUCAAACUCAUACUUAUUCUGAAAAUUCAAAUAGUAAAAUUAAUUCUAAUACUACAGAUAGUCUUGUGGAAGUUAAUGAAUCUAUUUUGGCAGAAAAAGAGCAUAUGAAUUUAGCCUCAGGUGAAAAUAAUGAAAGCGACAAUAUUGAGAAUAGCCUAACCAAGGUUGAACAAAAUUCUGACACAUUUACUGAUAACAUUGAACUGAAUGAAAAAUUAUCGGGUGCUGAGCACAAUCUCCAUAAUGAGCUCGAGGAACAAACUGAAAUAAAUCAGUCAAAUGAAAAUUAUCACCAUUUUAAUAAUACUUUUGAAGAAAAUAAUGAUAUUCAGGAAGUCAAUACUGAUAAUAAUUCCUAUUUUGUUCCAAAUGGUAAUCAGCAGAAUCAAAACAUGCCUAAUGCUGAUAUUUAUGGUACUCAAAGUUCAUUAGAUCAUAUUCAAAAGAUUCAAGAUUCUAACAUACCGUUAGACCAUACUGAAAACAACAAAUUUAUUGAAGAGAAAUCUCCUGAGGAGGCACCCAAUGUAUUUUCUUAUUUUGGUCAUCAUCAAGAUCAUCAUCAUUCAGAUGACAAACUAUUGCCAAUUCCAGAAAAAUCUAAGGAUGAUGAUAGUAAUAUGGAUGUUGAAUCCUUAAGUGAUACAAAUCUACUUAAUAAAGAUGACUUUUGUACCAGAGAGAGUUGCCCGAAUCAAUCCGCCCCUCUGUCUGAAGACUCAUUCUUAUCAAUGGAUAUGCUCAGUUUCAGUUCAGAGAUCUUCCUAUACCUGGUAACUACAGCGGUUUCUGUGAUAAUAUUUCUAUUGGGGCAUUUUGCACUUGACAAGAGCAGACGUGAAGGUCCCCUUAUUGUUAAAAUUAAUAAAUUGGAGAAAGAAUUUUUAAUUUUACUCAAGGAGAAGGAAAUUCUUGCUGAGCAAGUUGAAAAUAAUACACAACAGGACAAAAUUGUUGAAUGUGAGGAUUUCUUGAACUUGCAAAAGGAAAAUGAAACAUUGAAGGAAAAGAUACAAUGUCUGGAAGAACAAGUUCAAACUUUGGAAAAGGAACUUGAGAAUUCUACAGAGGUGGGAUUAGAGUUGAAUAGAAUGUUAUCAGAAGUACUGAAUAGUGAAAACGCCGGUCAGACGCUAAUGUUGAAUAUAGAAGGAUUGCAAGCGCAGUUAGCAGAACAACAAGAUAUUGUAAGCAAUAUGAAGGAAAUAUUGAGUCACAAAGAAACUGAAAAUCAUGAACUCAAUUUGGAAUUAGAUGUGGUAAAUAAAAAAGUAAUUGAUCUUCAAAAUGAAGUGGAUAAGCUUUUAUUGAACAUAAUUAAGUUAGAAGAAGAUAAAGAAAUACUGGAAAAGAAUUCAGAAUCAGAAAUGACUGAACUCAAGGAGAUUAUUAACUCCCUCAGAAAGGAAUUAGAUAAUAAUCAAAAAGAAUACAUGAAAAGAAUUGUUGAUUUGAAUAAUGAAUUAACUACCUCAGAACACAAUCUGCAACUCAAAACUAAAGAGUUUGAUGGGCUGAAGAAUAGUAUGCAACAGAUAAAGAGUAUGAAAAAUGCUAAUACACUAGAAUCUCUUCUUGAGGUCAAUUCUAUAAAGGCUGAGUUGGAGCAAUUGAAAGCUGAAUGCCAGAGUCAUUGUGACAAAUUACGAAGAGAAAAAGAAGCUAAUGCCAUUUUGGAAAAAAAAGUUAAAUCAGCAGAAGAGCAAAUUGAUGUCAUCAAAACAAAGUUUGAUGAGACUGACAAAACCAAGUUAGAAUUAGAAACUAAGUUACUGGUUCUGACCAAUUAUUUCAAAGAAAAAGAAGAACAACUUCAAAAGGAGCUUUCCAAAUAUGAAAAUAUGUGGUCAACGAAGCAAGGUGAAGCCACAUCAACAUCUGAACGUAUUAAAUAUUUGCAGAGCGAAGUUCAAAAUUACAAGGCUCAAAAUGAAACGUUAAAACAAGAGAUUGUUUCCCAAGAGGUCGAGUUGAAAGGCCAAAUUUCUGUUCUGGAAAAGAAGGUACAUGAGAAUUGGGUUAGUGCAAGACAAGCAGAGAGAAGAUUAGAAGAGCUCAAACAAGAAGCAGCCCAAUUGAGAAAUAGACUGACACUUAGAGAAAGGGCUUUGCAAGAAGAUAGAUUGCAUAAUAGAAUGCAGUCUCCUCUUGAACAAACUGGAGACAUACCAGUUUCGCCUCUUCAUUUAGAAUCUCCAGCAUCACCACCGCUCUUGUUUAAUUCACGGGAUCAUAUAACAAAAUCUCCUCCCAUUUUAGGUAUGCCCCCACCAUUCUUACCUCCUCCGCCUACUGGAGCCUCUUUUCUUCCACCUCCUCCCUUACCUUUUAUGCCACCACCUCCUCACGAUAUGUUUCCUGGAGAUCACAGGCCCCCGCCGUUAGGAAGAAUGUCAUCCCCUCCUUUGAAUGCGAGAUAUUCCCCAAGUAGGCCAUAUUCUCCUUAUGACAGGAGUCCAUCUCCUUCUUAUGACGAGUCAGAAUAUGGUACUUCACCUGUUCAUCGCAGGAAUUAUUCUCAGUUCAAUAGGAGAAGAGAUCACAGACUUGCCGCUAUGGAAAAAUUCAAUGGCAGAAGUGGUACUCUGAGCUCUGGGUCAGAUAAUUCGAACGAAUCAUUAGAAGAAAUAAAUCAUCAUAAUUCUCAAGUGUAACACUUUAUAUUUCAGAGGAUGUAGAUACUUUACAAAACUUAUAUAUUGGCUUAAGUAAACGGAAAUAAUUACACAUCGAACUUUAUUACCAUAUUAAUAUACAAUUUUUAUUACUUGUGAUCUUUUAUUUUUGUAUGUAUACUUCAUUAUUUGUAAUGAAUUAAUUCAGUUUUGUCAUUUAUCUGCAUUUCUCAAAUUGGACAUGAUUGCCAAGAUUUCUACUUUGUAAUACGUCAUUUCUGUUCUAAAGGUGUGUUAUUUAUUUUUGUUACAAUUAAGUGAUUCAAAUUGUGUGAAAAUUUGUAUAAAGUGUAUAAAUGGAUAUUGAAUAGUAUCUAGUUAUUAUAUUUAUAAAUAUCUA
Coccinella septempunctata (seven-spotted ladybird) is the source of this 4426-nucleotide messenger RNA. RefSeq names its product transport and Golgi organization protein 1 (gene Tango1). Bases 85 to 4065 code for a protein of 1326 amino acids. Gene Ontology annotation, molecular function: protein binding. Gene Ontology annotation, cellular component: endoplasmic reticulum membrane; endoplasmic reticulum exit site. The record is from RefSeq and is a predicted model, not a curated record. Gene Ontology annotation, biological process: protein secretion; endoplasmic reticulum to Golgi vesicle-mediated transport; vesicle cargo loading. The transcript is spliced from 7 exons. Lineage: Eukaryota; Metazoa; Arthropoda; Insecta; Coleoptera; Coccinellidae.